AAUUGUGGGAUAGAUUCCGUUUCGAUAACAAAUGUAAACAGUGGAAGUCGCAGAGGAAGAAUUUCAGAAAAAAAAAAUUAGAUAAUUGCUGUCUCAUCUGAAUUGUCAGUUAUAAUUUUGUCAAAAGUAUUAAGGUUACGCAAGACUAAUACAAAUAACAUCACUCAAUUGUUUACACAUGAAGGGCAACGAAGAUCUCUCGGCAGAAAUUGACGACGAAGUUCUGCAAGAACUUUACAGUUGGAUUGAUGGCAUUCCACUUUCGCGUCCUAAACGAAAUAUAACUAGAGAUUUCUCCGAUGGAGUGAUGGCAGCUGAGGUAGUGAAUCACUUUUUCCCUGGUUAUGUUGAGCUUCAUAACUAUCCAGUAGCCAGUGCAUGUAAUCAGAAGAUGGAAAACUGGCAUGUGCUUAACAGAAAAGUUUUCAAAAAGCUGAACUUCGAAGUUGCAGAUGAUGUGAUUAGGGCUAUAUGUACUUGUAAACCAGUGGUGAUAGAACAUGUUUUGAUGGCACUUCGAACAAAGAUAGACAGGAUCUUGUGGGAAAGGGAUCAUCCUCCACCAAAGCAGGAUGAAAAGCCUGAAGUAGACCAGGAACAGAAAAGUCCCUAUGUGGCUUCAUUUGCAUCCCCAGCCUCUCCCAGAGGAAGAAAUAAAGGCAAAACAGGGUUAAAAGGUGCCCCUGUCAAGGGAGCUACUGGUGCUGCUGGGGCAGCUAAGAAAGGUCCAAAUACUUCCAAACAAGAAUCUCCCACAGUUCCACAACACCACGGAAGUCAAAGCAAAUUACAACCUACUGCUCAGGUCUAUCCAGCAACAGACACAGUAUCAAAAGUACAGUUUGAAGAGAAACAGCAGGAAUGUUUAGCUAAAGAUGAAACAAUACAGAUCCUUAAUGCGAAAGUGCGCAGGUUGGAGCAUUUGCUUCAUCUCAAAGACAUUAGAAUUGAAGAUUUACAACAGAGACUUGACCAGCUCAGGCCAUCUAAUCCCUCUGGUCCUGUGGGUACAGGGUAUGGACCAACCAGAAGAUAAAUUACACAGAUAUAAUUGUCAUUUAAUCAUUCCAAUCUCCAGUAGAAAAUAUUCUGAGCAAAAAUAUAAAUCCCCCAUGUGAAUUAUUUAGCACGUAAUGGGCAACUUUAAAUGAACUGAUGUUGUCUUAUUAUUGUAAUUUUUAUCUGUAGCACAUUGAACAACAUUAUUCACUUUUUAUGAUCAAACAAAAUUAUUAUGAUCCUGAUAAAAUUUUUUAAGUAGUGUGUGGGGCAUUUAUAUUUUUGCUCAGCAUAUAUUUAAUAUUAAAGCAUGGCAUUUUCACACCAUCUCAGGUAGCACUUUAACAAAGAACCAUUACAAUUGAAAAAAAAAUUAAUUUGGAAUAAGAUGAAACUCCUUUUAUGAUUUGCUCUACCACCAUUCAUUUGUAUAUAAUAUUUAUUAUCACGAGUUCAUUUAGGUGGGUAUACCUAUUUAAUCUUGAAAAGUUAAUGCCUCUUCCAUUACAUUCAACAGAUAAUGGAUGAAUAUCAUUAUAUCUUUCAGUGCAAUAUGCAUAUAAUCUUCCAUACACCCACUGUAAACAAGUUAUGCUAUUAUUGAACUGAAGUUGCACAUCAUUCCAUGAAUGAAAUCUGAUAUAUGAAGUUUGUUUAAAAAUAUGUGCUGAGUAAUUUCAGUUGCUAAUCAAGGUUGUGCACUUUUCACAGGUGUUUUGUUAUUACAGCUUUGAUAUUGUUACCAGCUUCUCAUAUUCCGUCCUGUUACUUAUUGUUAUCCUUUUAAAGUGAAAACAGCUACGGUAACAGUUCACAUUUUCAAUUUUGUAGUUAGCUUUAUUAUAAAUAUUUAUAAAAAAGAAAUGUGUUGUUAAAAUUUUAAAAUAAAAACUUAUAUCCAGUGACUAUACAGCUUGUCUUUUAAAUAUUGAUUCAAAUGACACUUUGACCUAUGCAACACAGCCAUGUCCAAAGGUUUCAAAUGAACCA
Lingula anatina is the source of this 1989-nucleotide messenger RNA. Its product is annotated as sperm flagella and cilia-associated protein 1. The record is from RefSeq and is a predicted model, not a curated record. Gene Ontology annotation, cellular component: axoneme. Gene Ontology annotation, molecular function: microtubule binding. NCBI's taxonomy places the organism in Eukaryota, Metazoa, Brachiopoda, Lingulata, Lingulida, Lingulidae. Gene Ontology annotation, biological process: regulation of cytoskeleton organization.